AUGGGGAGUAUGACAGAAGGAGACGGAAUCUUACCGUUUAGAAUAUUGGAGUCGUCUUCAGAUGAAUGGAGUCCAUCGGACGCUGUGAUUUUCUUUGGGUUAAGUUUGGUGCUCGGGAUUGCGUGCAGGCAUGUCUUGCGGGGUACCCGAGUCCCUUACACUGUUGCUUUACUCGUCAUCGGCAUUGGUCUUGGAUCCUUGGGCAUUGGUAUUGCUUUUGGAAUUGCAUCUGUUUUGUGGCUUGGGUUUAUCUUCAAUGACACAGUGAUAGAGAUUGCGCUGACACUAGCUGUGAGCUACAUUGCUUUCUUCACUCAACUUGGAGAAAUGGUAUCUCUUGACGUUACACUGGACAGGUUCUAUGCUGCAGUAGCCAGGACUGCUUUCAAGGGUGAUGGCCAACAGAGCUUACAUCAUUUUUGGUAUGCCUAG
Dovyalis caffra is the source of this 432-nucleotide messenger RNA. The record is from the annotation of a GenBank genome assembly. NCBI's taxonomy places the organism in Eukaryota, Viridiplantae, Streptophyta, Magnoliopsida, Malpighiales, Salicaceae.